This is a messenger RNA of Uranotaenia lowii, 613 nucleotides long. RefSeq lists its product as uncharacterized. The record is from RefSeq and is a predicted model, not a curated record. The coding region runs from base 88 to 546 and encodes 152 amino acids. The transcript is spliced from 2 exons. Lineage: Eukaryota; Metazoa; Arthropoda; Insecta; Diptera; Culicidae.
CUGAACAUCAGUUUGGAAAAAUUGAACCACCCUUCGGGUGUUGAGUUGAGCAGAUGUAAUUAGCUGAAGACUUCAUUGAUUUUUCUAAUGGUCGUCGCCAUUUCCGCUCUAAGUGAUGCCCUCUACAUAAAUCCAUUCAACGGGCACCAGGGAGGAGUUCCUCAUUCGCCGGCAUUCGUCUUCGAUCCUCACUUGGGACCAACUGUAGUUCAAUCCAACGAUCAUCACCAACAUAGCUGGGCCAAUCACUGGAAUCAUCAUCAUGGACAGUUUCUAGCUCACAACCACCAAUGGAAUGUCCACCCAGUUCCAGCAUCCCCAAAUGUACUCUAUCAACAGCUGCAUCAUCAUCAAUACCAUCCAUCGGAGCUUCCGAAUCUAGGCCAUCCAGCCCAACAUCAUCAUACUCAUCAUCAGCAACAGCAUUCGAUGCCAGCGGCCACCUACGUUGCGGCCAAUCCGGGAGCCAUCCACAAGGCUCCACUUCCGGGGCACAGUGUAAACCAACAUUCGCUGAACCUGGCGCCAGCCCAAGGUACCUGGUAGUUGUUCCAAUGAAGCGUAAAUCUUUGCGAUUAUGUUAAAAACACUCUAAUUAAGAUUGAAAAGAAUA